Molecule: messenger RNA, 708 nt
Organism: Colletotrichum phormii
Lineage: Eukaryota; Fungi; Ascomycota; Sordariomycetes; Glomerellales; Glomerellaceae
Exons: 5
Coding region: 1-708 (235 amino acids)
Source: RefSeq, a predicted model, not a curated record
AUGGCGGGAACACUUAUACCUCCGUGGUAUGUCGGCUCAACACCUACUAACGAUGAGCAGAACAUAGCGAGCAUGUUUUGGGGGUUCACACUUGGGGUUGGCCUUUGGAGCGGAGUCAAGGGUUAUCGGCAAAGUAGAGCCAGUUGGAACAGGACACACCGAGUCAACGUCUACAUAUGGCUGAUCUGGGCGGAAUGGAUCGCCAGUAUAGUCAUCGGCAUCAUAUCUUGGUCCUAUUUGACAUCUAUCAUUGAUCCAAGCUUUGAAUACUUCUUUUUCCUACUUGUGUUAUGGACUAUUCAGGUUCAAUGUCUCAUGCAAAUCAUCGUCAACCGAAUCGCAAUCUUGAUGCCGAUACCUGCACAGGCCACACGACUGAAAUGGGGAGUUUUUGGCAUCCUUUUGGCGGUCAACAUCAGCGUCUUCUGCAUCUGGAUUCCAGCUCGCCUCCAGAUAAACGAUACCUAUAUCCAAAUCAACGAGAUCUGGGAUAGGAUAGAAAAGGGCAUCUUUCUUCUUGUCGAUGCUGGUCUCAACCUUACCUUCAUCUAUCUCGUCAAGUCGCGGCUAAUUGCCAGUGGCUUGACCAAAUACACGGCAUUGUUCAGAUUCAAUCUUGCCAUGAUUGCAGUCUCGAUGUCACUUGAUGUCGUUCUCAUCGGACUCAUGUCCCUCCCGAAUACCCUGAUGUAUGUGUUCCCGACUUGA